GAAAAGCAAACCAAAAUCCUCUCUCUUUCUCUUUCUCUUUCUCUGUCUAUCACCUCCGCUAUCAACGCCUACGCACCCAUCCCGGCGUUUUAAGAUGCGACAAUGACCCACACGACGCCGUCUCACCCACCGCAGCAGCCGCAGCAGCAGCCCCAGCCGCAGCCGCAGCCGCAGCCGCAGCCCCAGCCCCAGCCCCAGCCCCAGGCGCAGCCCCAGGCGCAGCUGAUCAGGAAGCUCAUUGUGGAGGUGAUCGACGCACGUGACCUGCUUCCCAAGGAUGGGCAGGGCAGCUCCAGCACUUACGUGGUGGCGGACUUCGACGGCCAGAAGAAGCGAACUUCCACCAAGUACCGGGACCUGAACCCCGCGUGGCAAGAGUCCCUCGAGUUCGUAGUCUCCGACCCGGAACAUAUGGACUCUGAGGAGCUCGAGAUCGAGGUCUUCAACGAUAAGAAGUACGGCGCCAACAGUGGCAGCGGCCGUAAAAACCACUUUCUCGGGAGAGUAAAGCUGUACGGGACCCAGUUCGCCAAGCGUGGCCACGAAGGAUUGGUGUACUUCCCCUUGGAGAAGAAGAGCGUGUUCAGCUGGAUUAGGGGAGAGAUUGGCCUAAGGAUUUACUACUACGACGAGUUGGUCGAGGAGGCUCCACCGCCAACGCAGGACCCUACUCCGACGGAGGAGCCUCCGCGGAAUCAGGAGAAGCCGGUAUUUAUGGUGGUUGAAGAAAACAGGGUGUUUGAGAUGCCGGCGCCAGAAGACGUUUGCCACCAGGCCUCGAACUCUCCACCGGUCGUGGUCAUCGAGCAGUCACCACCGCCGCAUAUGGUUCAUUUUCAUUCGGAGUUUCAGGCACAGCCGGAGGGACAUGUCCAGGGGCCCGAGGCACAUCAUGUCCAGGGGGCCGAGGCACAUCAUACGCCGGAGGUGAGGAAGAUGCAGAUGGGGGGCGUCGGAGGCGGUGAGAGGGUCCGGUUUGUGAAGAGGCCUAACGGAGAUUACGCUCCUAGAGUGAUCAAAGGAAAGUUGGCCACGGAUCCGACGGAAAGGGUACAUCCGUACGAUUUGGUAGAGCCAAUGCAGUUUUUAUUCGUACGGAUCGUGAAGGCGCGUGGGCUCGCGCCGAACCAGAGUCCGUAUGUGAAAAUCCGGACAUCGAGUGCCUACGUCAAAUCGAAGCCGGGGACUCACCGGCACGGAGAACCCACCGAUUCGCCCGAGUGGCACCAGGUCUUCGCGCUAGGGCUCAGCCGGCCAGACGCGGCGGGCGAGACCUUGGAAAUCUCCGUUUGGGACUCCCCGACGGAUCAAUACCUCGGCGGCGUCUGCUUGGACGUCUCCGACGUGCUCAGACGAGACCAGCCGGAUAGUCCAUUAGCUCCGUAUUGGUGUCGCCUCGAACGCGGCGCCGCCAGUCAGCAUCUCGGCAGAGUCUCCGGCGAGAUUCAAUUCUGCGUCUGGAUCGGUACUCAAGCCGACGACGCAUUUCCAGAGGCGUGGAGUUCCGACGCGCCGUACGUGUCGCACACGCGCUCGAAAGUUUACCAGUCCCCUAAGCUUUGGUACCUAAGAGUCACGGUAAUGGAAGCGCAAGACCUUAACAUUGCUCCGAAUCUACCUCCUUUGACUGCGCCAGAGAUUCGAGUGAAAGCGCAGUUAGGGUUUCAGUCCGUACGUACAAGGCGAGGGUCGAUGAGCAACCACAGUGCGUCGUUCCACUGGAACGAAGACCUCAUCUUCGUGGCCAGCGAGCCUUUGGAGGACUCCCUGAUCGUAUUCGUCGAGGACCGCACCACCAAGGAGACCGUACUCCUCGGCCACGUCAUUCUUCCCAUAAGCUCGAUUGAUCAACGGCUGGAUGAGCGCUACGUGGCUGCCAAAUGGUACGCACUGGAGAUUAGCGGAGGCGAUGGAGCUCCAUGUGUAUGUGGGCCAUCUGGCCCCUCCUACUGCGGGAGAAUCCUUCUGCGCCUUUGCUUGGAGGGCGGGUAUCACGUGCUCGACGAAGCGGCGCACGUGUGUAGCGAUUUUCGGCCCACUGCUAAGCAGCUCUGGAAGCCGGCUAUUGGGGUUCUGGAGCUUGGCAUCCUCGGUGCUCGAGGCUUGCUUCCCAUGAAAACCAAAGGCGCCCACAAAAGUUCCACGGACGCUUACUGUGUCGCCAAGUAUGGCAAGAAGUGGGUCCGCACUCGUACCAUCACGGACAGCUUUGAUCCACGUUGGAACGAGCAGUACACGUGGCAGGUCUACGAUCCCUGCACGGUUCUGACCAUAGGGGUCUUCGACAACUGGCGUAUGUUUGCUGAUGUGGCGGAAGACAAGCCAGACAACCGUAUCGGCAAGGUACGUAUACGGGUGUCUACGCUGGAGAGCAACAAGGUGUACACGAAUUCCUAUCCCUUGCUGGUUCUGCUACGAACCGGGCUGAAGAAAAUGGGAGAGAUAGAGCUGGCCGUCCGUUUCGCCUGCCCCUCCUUGUUGCCCGACACGUGCGCAGUGUACGGGCAACCAUUGCUUCCCAGAAUGCACUAUCUGCGCCCACUCGGUGUGGCCCAGCAGGAGGCGUUGCGUGGGGCUGCGACGAAGAUGGUGGCGGCGUGGCUUCAACGCUCCGAGCCACCGCUGGGGCACGAGGUGGUCCGGUACAUGUUGGACGCCGACUCGCAUACAUGGAGCAUGAGGAAGAGCAAGGCCAAUUGGUUUCGGAUCGUGGCGGUUCUCGCAUGGGCGGUGGGGUUGGCAAAAUGGUUGGACGAUAUCAGGAGGUGGAGGAACCCGGUCACAACAGUGCUGGUCCACGUGUUAUACUUGGUUCUUGUUUGGUACCCGGAUUUGAUUGUCCCCACCGGGUUUCUCUACGUGUUCUUGAUUGGAGUGUGGUAUUACCGGUUCAGACCCAAGAUUCCGGCGGGGAUGGAUACCCGGUUAUCGCAAUCGGAAACGGUUGACCCAGAUGAACUAGAGGAGGAAUUUGACACGAUACCAAGCUCAAAACCGCCGGAUAUAGUUAGGGCCCGGUACGAUCGGUUGAGGAUGUUGGCUGCACGGGUCCAAACAGUUUUGGGUGAUUUUGCAACCCAAGGUGAAAGGGUCCAAGCGUUGGUAAGCUGGAGGGACCCAAGGGCCACAAAAUUGUUCAUAGGAGUGUGUCUAGGGAUCACAGUCAUACUCUAUGCGGUGCCACCCAAAAUGGUAGCGGUGGCCUUAGGGUUUUACUAUCUCCGCCACCCCAUGUUCAGGGAUCCCAUGCCACCGGCCAGUUUAAAUUUCUUCAGAAGGCUUCCAAGCUUGUCAGACCGAUUAAUGUAGAGAUUAGGAGAGAAAAAUUUUUUAGCAAUUUUUUUAGGGACCGGAAUGUGGGUUUUGGUGGGAGAUAGGCGGCGAAGGCAAUCAAAAACUGCUCCGUCAGUGUUGAAAAGGAAAGUAGCAAGUUCUUUAUUAUUAUUAUUAUUAUUGUUAUUUUUAAUUUUUAAUAUUUGAAUUGAUUGACUAACUAUUGAGAGCUUGAAAUAAGAGAAAGGUGUGGGGGCAAAAGACAGUUUAGGAGGAAGAAAAAAUGAGUGCUAGAUUUGAAGGCAGUGACAGUUUUGCUGUAACCCUGUAAUGGUGUCGCGGAAAGUAUAACCAUCGAAUUGCUUUUUGAUAUAUGCAAUCGAACGGCGAUCUUUUCUUCAACUGUUCAUGUAUGUUGUUUGAUUCAUGUUAGAGUUUUUCCCUUAA
This is a messenger RNA of Corylus avellana, 3720 nucleotides long. RefSeq names its product C2 calcium/lipid-binding plant phosphoribosyltransferase family protein (gene QKY). The record is from RefSeq and is a predicted model, not a curated record. Lineage: Eukaryota; Viridiplantae; Streptophyta; Magnoliopsida; Fagales; Betulaceae.